UUAAAUUGGGAGUUUAUUAGUGAGUAAUGCAAGAACUCCAGCUCGAAUUCGCAUCUCGUCUACGAAAUGCCAGAACCCCAGUUCAAGCCAGGGAAGUUCACAGAGAACUUGAGACCAGUCCUGUACGAGGUGACACAUUCCUUGCGAAUCUAACAGUCCAAAUGUACGGCCGUGUCAGAUGCCUCGAAGAUGCUUGCCAGACAUUCCACGGUAUCGAGCAUCCAAACCUCUUCUCGUGGAAUAUCAUGGCUUCGGCAUAUGCCGUAAAUGGGCAUCCUGAAGAAUCUUUACAGAUCCUCUUGAGCAUGCCAGAGAAGAAUCUUGUGUCCUGGAAUACAAUUCUAGCUGCGCUACUGAAGCUCAAUAAACUCGAUCAAGUGAAGUCUGUCUUUGAUCAAAUGUUUGAGUUGGACACUGUCUCAUGGACUUGCCUUGUUCAGGCAUUUGCCAAACGAGGGGAUUUUGAUGAAGCCAAGCGCGCGUUCGAUUCCAUGCCCGAGAAGAACCUGGUGACGUGGAAUGCCAUGCUGGCGGCUUACGUCUCGCGUGGUCACAUCGACGCCGUGGAUCUGCUGGGGAUGCCGGGUUGGAAUCGCCAGACCUGGACGCUUCUCCUCAAUGGCCGUCUGGACGAGGGGAAUCUGGGCGAAUGCCAGCACCUCUUUCAGUCGAUGCCCGAGCACGACAUCGUUUCAUGCACGGCGAUUCUCCGGGUUUUCGCCCAGCUGGGCGAUCCAGGCCGAGCGAAAUCGCUGUUUGAUUCGAUCCCCCAGACGGAUCUUCUCGCGUGGACGGCUUUGCUUCAGGCAUACGCUCAAAACGGGCAACCCGAGCGCGCCAGUAAGAUCUUCUCGUCGAUGCCCGAGUGGAGCGUCGUGUCAUUCAAUGCGAUGCUCAUAGCGCUUGGGACGAGCGGAAGUCUCGCAAAGGCGGAGGGGUUCUUUGAUCGGAUGCCCGAGAGAGAUCACGCGUCCUGGACAACAAUGAUCCAGACGCUCGCCCGCGCCGGGCAAUUUCGAUCCGCGAGAGAUCUCUUCUAUCGAAUGCCCGAGUGGGAUUCUAGAUCCUGGGACGCGCUUCUCCAGGCGCUCUUCUUGGCGGGAGAUGCCAAACAGGCGAGGGUAGCAUUUGACUCUUUGGGAGCAAAAGAUACCUCGACGUGGAACGCGAUGCUAACCGAAUAUGCCCAGGCCGGGCACCUGGAAGAUGCCAAGCAUCUCUUUGACACGAUGCCAGAGCACAGCACCGUGUCGUGGAAUCUCCUCAUCCUUGCCUGCCACCGGGGCGGCCACGUGGAAAGCGCGCGGAGUCUGUUCCAGAAGCAACCGGACAAAGACGUAGUGACGUGGACGACCAUGGUCGCGAUGAAUGCCGAGCUGGGGGACGCGCAAGAGGCGGCAGCGCUCUUCCGGCAAAUGCCGCAGCGGAAUAUCCUCUCCUGGAACGCACUGCUGGCGGCAUUUGCGUCGCUGGAUUGGCAUCUCGCGAAGAUGCUGUUUGAUGCCAUGCCUGAGGUGGACGUGGUGUCGUGGACAACGCUGGUCCACGCGUUCGUGUUAUCUGGGAAGAUUGUUAAUGCCACGCGGACGUUUGGGAGGAUACCGCCGGGCCAGAAGAACUUGGUGACGUGGAAUGCCAUCGUGGCCGGGCACGCCCGGUUUGGGUCCAGCCGGGAGAGUUUUAAAAUGCGGAUGGAGGGAAUCGAGCCCGACCAGAGCUCUUUCGUGAGUAGCCUCAUUGCGUGCAACCAUUUGGGGCUGCUAGCGGCGGCUAGGGAUAGCUUCGUGUCGAUGCGCGGGGAUUAUGGCUUGGCGCCGCGGAAGGAGCAACUCUGCCUCAUGAUCGAUGCGCUCUCCCGAGCCGGAGAAUCGGAGGAGGCGCGAGAGCUCCUCCAGAUCGUGGUUGGGCAAGGGUUGAGCAAGAAAUUCUAUAGAGGUCCUCUUCUUUCUUGCAGGUGAUAUAAGUCUGACGCAGUACUUUCAUAUUCUUUUGCGAUCUUCUCUAGAUAUCAUAUCACAACGAUUUUUUCAAGCUACAUAUCCUGAGGUAAAGGUUUUCUAUUCUUUUGUAGGUAGAGUCCUAGAUCUAUCACAAGGAUUUUCUCGAGCUACAUAUCCUCCAUUGCGUUUGAGCGUAAACUUUUCUAUUUCUUUGUAGGUGGAAAUCUAACUGUGAGUAACCACUUUCAUAUUCUUUUGCGAUCUUCACUAGAUAUCACAAGGAGUUUCUCGUUGAGGACAUGAGCCAGCAUCACAUCAACGAAGUAAAAAUGGCCAACUCUGUCAAACCAAGGUGCCAGCGCAGGCUUUAUGCCAUAGUGUCCACCAUCGCUACAGCAGAAAUCGUAGUGCCACGGGAAGGUCAUGUCGUAGUCGUCUACAAACAUCAGCUGGUUCUCCAGGCUAUGCAGCUGCUUUUGGAACUCGUUGCUCAGUAUGGAGUUGAAGACUUCUAUCUUCUGGGGAUUGGAGGGGUCACUUCUUUUGAUUGCGGCGAGGGUGAUCGUGUUGCGGAUCACGACACGAGUGCUGCUCUUGUUUUCCAGCAGUGACCUCCAGAAAGCCGAAGCAGUCUGAACUGCUGCGGCAAAGUGAUGAACCUUUUUCCAUGCGUGCCCGUCGUGGAUGCCCGAGUUUAUGAUCACUGCGUCCGGAGCUCGACCACGAAAGAAUUCGUUCUUGACCAGAUCACGAUAUGCCGGAUUGGAUGGAUUGGUGACGUUGGCCACGAAGAUCCGUUCUAUGUAUUCCUGGUUCAGACCAAGAACAAAGUUCAUGAGGUUCCGGAUUGUGUCUUGGUGGUUUGAGUCGCCCCAGAAGAAGAGCUUCUUCCCGUCCAAGCACUUCCAUGCAUCGGCUGCGUUCCAGAUGCGGAACUUACAGUGUGCUGAAUACACCCAUCCGUUGCUCUCCAAGCUCUCAAGGUUGCCAAUGCAUUGGCUGUCAUCGCACUCCUCAUGUUCUCCCAAGCAACGGUAACGUCCUUCCUUGUCGAGCUGACAGGACUCGUUGAAUUUUGUUCUAGUCCAUUUGCCUGACCAUGUUGUUGCUGACAUGAAGUCGUGGCUGGUGCAGGUUGCAAGAUGAGGAUUUCUUUUCCGGCUGGUAGUAAAACGGAUUUGGACGGUUAGCAUCUCUUUCGUCAGGGCCCAUGGAUCCGGCUGAUGCUCCAGUCCACGAAAGUUGGAGUAUAGAAGGAUAACCUUGAAGGUGUAGUUUCCAGCGAAUUCCUCGUCCACUUUCAGCUCGACGAGAUGAUAGAAAAUUCGUGAGGACAAAAACUUUCAGAACAAACUUAACUGGAGAGAUCCGUCUCGUAGAAGUCUCCUCCAAAGCAUCUCCUGUUUCCGCUAGCAGCAUAUGAGACGAUCCAAAUCUUGUGAAGAACAUCAGUGGACAAGAGAAACGCUUGAAGAAGAUGCUUGUAGACUCGUUGAAAGACGAACGCUUGUUUGAGUUGGGGGACGACAUCGAAGUGCUAGCAACAAGAAAGCACCCAGAGAAAUCAAAAUAAUUCCGUUCAUAGUGGAGUUCAUAUGCCUCAAAGGCGAUUCAUUGAAGCAGCUACCAAAGUGACCGGCCGUUAAGCCAAACAUUCUCUCCAACCUUUGUACUGUAAGUUUUGCAUGCGUGCUUUGAAAUUAGCUUGAGCAUU
Molecule: messenger RNA, 3654 nt
Organism: Selaginella moellendorffii
Lineage: Eukaryota; Viridiplantae; Streptophyta; Lycopodiopsida; Selaginellales; Selaginellaceae
Product: pentatricopeptide repeat-containing protein At4g02750-like
Exons: 6
Coding region: 27-1958 (643 amino acids)
Molecular function (GO): protein binding
Source: RefSeq, a predicted model, not a curated record